UACACCAGCAUGUUGAAUACUUCAUGAUUUGCAAACUCAUACAUGGAAGUAUGACAAACGUCGUCAGGAAGAAUUCAACCAGUUGCAGUAAACGAAGUUAAAUGUCAGUUUCGAAAAAAUCGCGUAUAUCGAAUAUGGCGUAUAUCGGGGAAUACCAGUAGAUAGCAUUGACUUCCAUAGGGCUUCUUUAUUUACAUUAAUUAAAAUAUUGAAAUUAGAUAUUGUAACGAGCGUGUGUGGGGUGGUUACAACAACUACAAAAAAAGAAAAGAAACUUAAUUACAACCUAUCAGCUUCAAUUUCAUUCAGAUCAAAGCUUAAAACAUCGUUUUAACACACACACACACAUGCAUAGAGUUGACAGUAAAACAUCAGACAAAAAAAAUCCGUUUGGUUCAACAACUAGCCAAUUAAUCGUUUCAUUUUUGUAUUGUGUUUUUGUUUCUCGCUUGGCACAUGUUUAUUCUCCACUUACUCACCUUACAUUCAUAUUUACCACUUCCACACUCACGCUCCCUUUCCACGCUCCACCCAGGAGCACACAAAACGGUUGGCUCCAAUCCAAUAAAAACACAAUCGACCAACCCUCCCUGGGCGAGCUGGUAGUUCAAUUAAGAUCAAAUUAAUUAUCAAGAGUUUCAUUUGAUUCUACAGUUUGUGGGAAUGCAUGGGAUGUGUCUGUGUGUGUGUGGGUGCGUUUUUUUUAUGUUUUGUUCUCUUCCACUCUUGUUCAAUUCAUUAUUCAUGCCAACUGCUGGCAAAACACUGGCCCAACGGAGCCGUUUUUGUUACCCGCUCUGUCUUUGUCUAGUGUUUAAGUUAAGCGUUGCUUCAUAAAACCGAACGAAAAAGAAAAAGGUCACCGCUCACAAAAGGGGGUUUUUGUCGGUUGCGAAAGGAUCAAAGCCUGACGUUUCGCUGCACCAAAGAGGGGUAAAGGUCACAUUGGCUACGGUGUGACACGGCCGUCUGUUAUGACCUCCGAUCGGUAAAGGCCUGCCGUGAUCCUGGCCCAGCACGAAAAUUGAACGACAAACUGAAGUGGCAAAAAACAAGGCAAGAAGAAAAAAAACAAAAAGAAAGAGUAAAAUCUCUCACAUACACACCACCAUAAACAUGUGUACGGUGCUAGGUACGGUGUAGUUCGGUUCGGAAAAUCGGUGGUAAACUGUUGAGUCGUUGAGUUGGCUUGCUGUUUGGGAAACGGCGUUCCAAAAGUGCCGUACUGUCCAGUUGUCGUGUACGCUCUCGAUGUAGAUGUGCAACGGGUUUGGGGGAAGGGGGCAAUGAGUGCCAUCCCAUACGACGCAUUGCCCUUGCCGAACCGUACAGUUAGUGGGUGGCAAAUCGACGUAUGUGAUGGUGAUGGUGGUGAAAGUGUUUCUAUCAUCUAGAGGACAAGAACAAAUAUUUACCCUUCGCCAGCGACCUCGUGCGCUUUAGUGUGUGUGUGUGUGUGUGCGUUUGUGUUUCGUAGCGUAAAGCAUCCGGGGCUGGGCGGGUUGCAGCAAUUCGGGCGUUCUCGCACCGGAUCUCGCACCCAAAAGCGGAAACAGUUUGCCACGGUCGUGCUUCCAGUACCGGCACGUACAAUCCAACCCUGGUUUGAGUUAAAACAAAAAAAAAAACGUCCUCCUGACCCGACGCUCACCAUGCCCGGGCGACGGGCGACUCGGCUAAGGGUCAGCGUGUCGAUCACGAAGCAACGAAACGGACUGGAGGAAGAAAAAAAAGAACGAAAACUUACCCCAGCAAGCAAUCUACAGUGAACAUGCAUUAAGUGGUGUGGUGCUGUGAAACUGGUACCAUACCGUAAGCGCACACGCGCUGGAUCGACUCUGGUGGCAAGUGAUUGAAAUCUAAGGCACGUGAAAAACCCAGUAGCAGUGAAACGAUCCAGCAAGCAACAGCCAACAGCAGGAGACGUAAAGAAAAACGAAACCCCCAACCCAUCAUAAUUCCGUACAUUUUGGGAGGGCACAAUUCCUAUUACACGGGCGACACGGAGCGACGUGAGCAGAAGUGAAAAUGUUAUGUGCUCGGUUUAAAAUCAUCCUUUGCCUUAUACAGCUGCUGGCAAUGAAAGUGUCCCACAGCGUGCUCGGGCUGGAGAGUGUUCACAUACAGGUACCGGUUGCGGUACUGGUCGGUACGAGUGCAACGCUCAUCUGUGAGUGCGAUCUGCCGGACGAGGAUCUCUACUCGGUCAAGUGGUACAAAGGCAAGCACGAGUUUUUUCGCUACACCUCCAAAGAGAUACCGUCGAUUAAAAUCUUCCCAAAGGCGGGCAUCAGUGUAAAUGUGAAUCUAUCGAACGCGAGCCAUCUGGUGCUGAUGAACCUGGAACCGCAGAGCAGUGGCAAGUAUAGUUGCGAAAUUACGGAGGCGGCACCAUCCUUCCACACGAAGAUAGCCACGCGCACCAUGAACGUGGUCGCUCUGCCGAUCGGUGAACCGCAGAUCGUGGACAUGAAGUCGUUCUACGGUGCGGAGGAGUUCCUGGAGGUUGAGUGCCGUGCCGGACCGUCCCUACCGGCACCGAAGCUGGAAUGGUACGUGAACGAUCUGCCACUACGCCAACCGCUGCAGCUACCGUCACGGUUGGAGUAUGCGGCCCAACCCGUCCUUCCCGGUACUGCCAGCUUCGCCAGCACUAGCAGUAGCAAACCUAGCGACCGCAGUAGCAGUAGGAAAAAACAAUCAGCCAAGUCUUCCUUGUACGCACCGACGGUACCGACGAUCUCCGAACUGGAGUCGCGCGAAAACGACCUAGAGGAGGGAACGGUGCGCACUGGAACGGGUGCGUCUACCAGUCGGCCACUACCGGCGGCCGUUAGCAUCGUCCAGGAACCAACGGCCAACAGUAGUACAUCCGCUGAACACCGGAAAGGCGCCACCAACAGUCGCUACGAGCUAUCCGUGUCCCGGUUGAAGUUGCUGCUCGAGCACGGACACUUCCGCAACGGCAAGCUAAAGGUGGAGUGUGCUGCCCAUAUCUUCGACCUGUACCGGCACUCGACGGUAGCGAUGGCGGACGAGAACUAUCCCCAGGUGCGCGUGCUUUCCAACAGCGAUAAUGGUGUACACUUUUCCUUCAUGAGCGACAAGGACGAAGCAUCAUCUUCGGCUUCUCCACCUUCGCUGUUGGCGUUUCAUCCUGGGAAGCUGGUACGUCUGUUCGAUGCUGCCGGUAGAUGGUUAUUUGGAACGUUACCACUAUACACCACGACGAUGCACGGUGACGCGAUAGCGAUUGUGGACACUGGACAGAUGGCUGGAUUCGAUCCAAUCGGUGGCAUCAUUCCGUAUGCGCUGCUGAUGGGCGUUGGCUGGUUCAGUUCGCUGUGGCAGUUCUUUUAGGCAGUUCUUCACUAGGCACCACGGGUAGACACUGCACGAAGCAACGUUGCAAACGUCCAGUACGUCCCGUGUUGUACGUUUAUGCUUUCAUUCUUCCACCCUCACACAACGGUCCGCUCCAUUCCUAUCCCUUCCAAUCCAGCAGAAACGAAAUCAUUCCAAAGUUUGCCAACGAAUUGCUAAACGAAUUUAUUCGCACCCAACGCGUACGCCUUGGACGUGCAACAGUGUGUAAUGCUACUGUAUAGCUAUGUAGUAGGUCAUGUCACAGCUUCAAACCACUUCUUACUGUUUGAUCGGGUACGAUCCGUCACUUUUCCGCAUUCCUUCCCUUCCCAUUCCAUGCCUCACCAAACAUAAAUGACAAAAAAAAAAAACAGCAUCGAAGUGAAAAGCGAUUCACAGAAAUUCUUGUCUGGUUAAAUAGUUACCUAAUCCCGGUUAUGUGACAAACGAAUAGGUAGAAACGUGUAUGAGUGAAACGGUACGAGACAAGGGGGGGGGGGGGGGGGAGCAAUCAAAGCAGCGUUUUCGAAGGCAACGGAAGACGCUAGUUCAGGUCUCUGGCAAACAUUAUUUAGUGUGUAUACUACUCGUUAUCGACUGGUUUGGUUGUGUGUGAUUCAUGUUCGACGUUUCGACGGCUCGGUUCGAAGCAAUUAGUUCCGGGUACCGGAGAAGGCCGAGUUUGUUCGUCCGAUUCCUGCUCCCCCUUCCCUUCCGCCCUUUUUUCCCAACAUGCUCCACUUCCUUCACCUUUCCUUCCACAUCCCUCCCACACCUAGCGUGACACAGCAAAAUGCUCCGGAGGUAAAAUAUUAAAUCGAGCGAUAAAGCAAGCAAGCAAGCUAAAGCUUUUCCAAACCGCUUCCAAUAGGGAAGCGAACGAAAUGAACGGAGAAGAGCAUAAAUUAAAUUCAUAUUGCCCGCUUUCAACCCUCCACUAGCAUAACCUUCUGUCCCCACCCCCUCCCCCAAACUCAAACGACUGAGUGAGUGUGUUGGAUUUUGUUUUUGUCGAGUAUGAGUGAGUGUAUCUGUGUGCUAGGAUGUGUGUUGCAAGCCCGAGUAGGGGAGAAGGGAGGGAGGGGAUGGGAGUAAGACACGCACGUUUCGUGUUAGAAGGAAUGCUCCCUGUUUAAAUCAUGUUGUAAUUUAAAUAAUGUUAGCAAAUGCAACUAAAUCGCUCUACCCCAUGCUCAUUCUCCUGUCGAUCCACCUUCCCUUCCCUAUAACUCUCUCACUCCAUGUCCCCUUGUCCUCUGUUUCUUUUGGGAGGGUUUGGGUGCUGCAUUGUAUAAAGCGGAUUCCCUACCGUGAUUUUCCCAAUCUGGCAGAAAAACAAACGAAGUAAAAUAAGCAACGAAGCAGAGGAAGGUAACAGGUACAGUGUGUGGCACUUAAAUACCGAUUCAUUCCACAUACAUAGCUGAACGAUCUUCGCACGAAGAGAAGAUUUUGUUUUUCUUUUUUCUAAAAUCAAUCACAUGUAUAAGUUUAGGGGGCACACAUGCUGUGCGGGGCGAAUGUUGCAGUUCAGAAGGGUUUAGAAAGUAAGUUCUGUUAUGCGUGUUUGCAUACCGUCGGGCUGAAAUCAUACAGUGCAUAUUUGUUCCCAAGCUGAGCGGAAGAAUUUGCUCUGCAUUUGUAUCCCACAGAGUUAUGACGCCUGAAACUAUGCAACAGUCAUUUGAAAGCGGCUUUUUUGUUUGUUCGAGAUUCUACCUGUCGGGAGAAUGUUGGCUGGACAUUCAAUAUUGCAUACCUUCGGCCGUAUAUGAGUUUUGUGGGUAAAGCACACUCUUCGGCUACUGUGAUGCAUGCGAUUCACAAACUACAAAAGCAUCUUUUGAAUUCCUGGCAAGAUACACACUUGAGAGUCGAAUUUAAUACAAAACUCCGUUCGUUUUUUUCUGUUGUAAUGGUGCCACAUACUGUAGUAUAGUAAAUUAGAAUAAAUUAAAAGAAAAAUUAAGAUAGUAAGGAAGAUUGAGGUGCAGCUGAAACGGUGUAUUUCAAGGAUGAGAGCGAGAGCGAGAGGAUCCAAAGGAUUCGGUAAGCAGUAGUUAGGAAGGAGGAAUAGAAUGUAAGAUGCAAGAAGAAAACAAAAAUCACACACUCAAACAAAGCGAAGCGUUAAGAGUUUACAUGUAAAGACAAAGGAAGUAAAAAAACCCCAAAAACACACACACACAUAUAUAGAAGAACUAAAGAGCUACUGCUCCCACCCAGUUCAUUCCCUUUCCCUUAAACCACCAAAUCACGCACAAGUGAGAAGUGCGUGCGUAUUUGUGCGUGUCCUAUCCAAAGACAACAACAAAAAAAACUACAAAUAAAAAUCGAGCCAUGAUAAGGCUAUUAUGUUUUCUAUAAAACAAAA
Molecule: messenger RNA, 5740 nt
Organism: Anopheles funestus (African malaria mosquito)
Lineage: Eukaryota; Metazoa; Arthropoda; Insecta; Diptera; Culicidae
Exons: 6
Coding region: 2029-3360 (443 amino acids)
Source: RefSeq, a predicted model, not a curated record